Molecule: messenger RNA, 3236 nt
Organism: Alligator mississippiensis (American alligator)
Lineage: Eukaryota; Metazoa; Chordata; Crocodylia; Alligatoridae
Exons: 3
Coding region: 446-1819 (457 amino acids)
Source: RefSeq, a predicted model, not a curated record
AAGACAAUUUCCGCCCUGGUAAUGUGAGUUUUCAUCUGCAUGGGGCCCUGCCUUUGCUUUUCACCUUCCUGCCUUGGAGCCUGGAGCUGGCUGCAGGAAGCAUUGCAAGCUCGGGACAUUGGGACGACUGGUGCAUAUUAAAAAGUGAGAAACCCGGGCCCACUUCCCUCCUCUGCUGACAGGCUUCAACCUGAUGUCUCCCACCUCCUUCCUCCAGGAGAAGCUGCUCUGAAGGGAGCGUACCUGCAGGGGACGGUACUCUCCACCCCUCCGGCAGAAGCUGUCGCCCCUGUGCAGAAGGGAAUUCAAGAGUUAUGUGGUCAGGAAGGGAGAGAGAGCACAAGUGUAUAACCUGAAGUCUGGGGCAUGACGAUGGGAAGAGUGGGGAAGGGAGUGGGGACACCUGAGUAACUACCCUGCUCCCAGGAUCAAAUAAGGCUGCACCAUGGCAGCUGAGGAGGAACCAUCUCACACCAUGAUGAAAUCUGAGCUGAGCUAUGCGGAAGAGAGCAAGGUGCGUGAGGAGGCCAAGCUGCUGAUGGGGCCUGAGGCUGACUGGGAGAAGUUCCUUCUGCUAGCCCCCAUCACCGUUGCGCUGCUGGGACAGCUGGUGUGCAUCACUGUGGAGAAGGGCGAUUUCUCCAUCCAUGGCAAUGCCCCUAGCAGUGGGUACAAAUACUUCAGAGAGCCUGAAUCCUUCAAGGUGUGCUUGAAAGAAGUAUGUGACAGAGUGUGGGAUGCCUUCCAGCUGGGCAUGGACAACGCCACCCUGAUCAGCCUGCAGUUGAAGAAUGUCCCCAAGAAGAUGGCAAAUCUCAUGCAGGGUUUCCUCCAGGAUGCAAACUUGAGAAAGGACCAGCUUGUGGCACAGAUCGAGGGCAUGCAGGAAAAAGUACAUGAGUGCAAGACCCUGGCCAAGGAGGUGAGGGCCAAGUUCUCAGAACAGGGAGAUGCAUUGCAAGAGCUGUAUCAGGCCUGCCUAAAUGCCAGAGAGGACUAUAAGAAGGAAUUGGAGACAAUGCAGAAAGAGCUUGAAGGGGCAAGGAUCCAGAUGGAGCCUGCCAAGUGUGAACAGAACCGCGCUGAGCUGACACAUGCACAGUUGGAAGAUCAGGAGCAGGCAGCCUUCGAGGAGUUUGUGAAGGCAGUGAAAUACAAACCCAGCAUUCUGGAUGCUCUUGGAGCAAAGGGAGAGACUCAGUUGAUGGAACAACACACCGCUAAACUGGAGAAGAACCAAGAGAUGCUGGUUGGGGCUCAGCAAGAUAAGGAGAGCAGCUACCAAAGGAUCAAACACCUGAACAAGGAGAUGGCAGAACUCCAGUGUGCUGUGAAUCGGUGUGAGCUGGGGGAAAGAGAUUUGGAGGGGUACGUCUCCUCCCUGGAAGAAGGACUGGAGGCCUUGAGGAACCUGCAUCAACAGUGCGUGAAGAUGGUGCAGUUCUUCCAGAUGAUCUCCAACCUGGUGGACUUCUCUCUCAACUGGCACAUCAGGGAAUGCUUGGACUCGGCUAACGACCUCCAACAGGUCACACAGGCAUUCAGUGCUGUCAGUGUGGCUCAGCUAGUACAAUUGAUCUCCCAAACCUAUGCCACAAUAGUUGAGAGAUACCUGAUGGAGCUACUCAGCCAAAUGGGGUGUCUCCUGGGUAAGGACUGUUCCAGUUUCCACACUGAGAAAGCCCAGCUGGACAGAGGAUGUGAGGAUGCCCAGGAGGCCCUCACCAGGCUGGUGGGGGAGAUGAAGGGCAACUUCCAGAGGGACCUCAGCACCAGGCUGGAGACCAUAGAGAAGGUGAAACUCAAACUGAACCCCUGAGCUAGAGGGGGAGCUGAGAGAAAUGAGUCAGUGCCUCACUGAGGUCCAAGCUACUAGCCUGAACCAAGCAAAACUCCACAAUCAAUAAUUUUCACAUCUUCUUUUGGAUGACCUCAACCAGCCAGUGCCUCAAAGGUUGCUUUGGUAAAGCUCCAUUUAUCUCCAUAUCAGCUCUUGGAGGAGAUGAGAAGGGGGCCUGCAUGUUAGGACUAGAGAAGGACUGUACGUUUCAGUCUACAGCCCCUUCAGUUCUGAAUGUGGCCAGGUGUUAAGACUCCCAUCCACUUGCUCAAAUUAGAAGAUCCCUCAAAGGUAACUCCCAUCCAACUUCAUCCCACCAAGCUAUUAAACCCAUUAAGGAAGGGCCUUGAAGCAGGCCACUGCAAAGCAGCUUCUGCCACCUGGGCUUAAUUUAGAAGAAUAUCAUCAGCAGAAAGGAAUUGGACCUUUUGUGGGGCUAGGGAAAGGGGUUGGCAAUCAGCAGAUGGGGUCGUUUCUCAUGGGUGUUCCCCAACAGGAUGGUGGAAGCCAGAUGGGACAGGGGUGGAGAAUGAAGAACCCUUGAACCAGAGUGCCCCAUGGGAAAAGCAGAAUUGUGAACCCUGCAAGGGUGCGCUCAGGCUGAACGGAGCCAGCUGCGCUGUGACUGGGUCAGGUCCAUCUGUGGACACUACCCUGCCCCCUUAGCCCCUGCAGGCAUAGUGUAUCUCCAUCCGUUGUUACCCCACGCUCCCCUGCACCAUGCUGCUAAGAAGACUCUGGAAAAACUUGAAUGAUCAAGGAGGAAUGCCAGCUGCCAAAAGGCAGCCUCUUGCCACUUAGCACUUGCUAAGAGCAACUGGCUGGGCCAAGCCAGAAGGAAGAUCAUGGGCAUGAGUUUGCUGCUUGUUGUCUCAAUAGUCCUCAGCAUUUCACUGUAUUCAGUAUGUUCAGUGCUUCAGGGGCCCUGCCACAUGUUCAAACAAAAAUCAGAAACCAGCUAUGAAUCUGUUACACGUUUUAAAUCACUGUGUAGCCAGUUGGCUUGUUUUGUAUCUUGAUAGACAUUUUUAUGGCAUGAUAAUUCUUUUGCACGUGUAACCAGUCUUACUUUGCAUGUGUGUCAGUCUAAAUUGAUUUCACAAUUUAACCAGUGAAUUGUGUAAUAUAGGUCACGUGUGGUGAGGGCCUCCGCAACCACAAGAAUUAACUGCUAAAGCAACCUACUGGUUGAGGGAAGAGAAAGGGAAAGAGCAAGGACCCCUGGGUUUCGAUUCUCGUGGUUGGAGGCAGGAAAGGGAGGGACUGGGGAAUCCACAUUACAGUAGUCGUGGCUGAGAUCUGGAUUCCCUACAUGAGGUGACCAAAUUGAUUUGAACUUCAGUACAUUCCUGUCUCAACUUGUAGCGCUGAGUCAAUAAACCUGACAUGACAUGAA